Messenger RNA from Linum trigynum, 2188 nucleotides. Lineage: Eukaryota; Viridiplantae; Streptophyta; Magnoliopsida; Malpighiales; Linaceae. The record is from the annotation of a GenBank genome assembly.
GGAUAACCAAAUGCAAAGUUAGAUCAUCUCAAUAUUUUUACGUCAAAUUAGUAGCACAUUGUGACAAAAUGGAGCGAUCCACCUAGACAGGAUAGCGAUUUUUUGUAGAAGUCUUGUAUUUGAGUAAAAAAUCCUUUUCUCCAUGACACUUUCUUUUUCCUUAUUAACCAACAUGGAUUGGUCAUUCAAGUUCAUGAUUUGCCUCCCUUCCCUUGACUGCAUGUUACGAUCAUUGAUUGUGUUGUGUGGAUUGCGGAAUCAAGUGAUAACCCAUUGCGUUUUCCUUGACCUGGUCUAGUAAGGAACCCGUCUCCGCCAGUGAAACGGAUUCAACCCUCUAUAUAAUGUGCUGAACAGAGCACAGUCCAGUUAGAUUCAUACACUAACCCGAGAAACAAUGGCGUCGUCAACUUGGAAUGACAGCAUGGGAACCUGUAGCAGUAGCAGUAGCAUCAGCGACUACAUCCCCUCUGUCAACGCCAUGCUCCGCUUCUCCACCUUCUUCAUGGUCUUCGGCAACAUCAUCCCCAGCGCGAUUCGCGAAGCCAUUGGCGACUGGCUCCACGGUCUCUUCUUGCGCAUCUUCUUCGACUCCGAGUUCACCUUCAACAUCGAGGACACGUGGCAGCACUUCCACAACGAGACAUACCGCGCCGUUGGCGUCUACCUCCCGACCAGAAUUGGGACGUCGACGGCCAGCCUCGUCAUCGGUCACAACGACCACAACGACAUCAUGGCCCCCGUCCAGCCGGCCAUCGCGGUGGGCUCCACAAUCGUCGACCACUUCCAAGGUCAUCGCUUCGAGUGGGUUCUCUGCGAGAAGAACGAAAACCCCGGCAGCUUUAACAACAGGAAGAAGAGGUGGUACAAGCUCAAGUGCAGGAAGAAGAACAGAGAGUUCGUCACCGAAACGUACAUCCCGCACGUGUGCCGCGCCGCCGACGAGAUCAUCAAGGAGCGCGACGGCCUCAGCAUCUUCACUUACAACAAGGACGACGCGUAUUGGGACGCCACCGUCUUCAAGCACCCCUCCACUUUCGAGACUCUGGCUAUGGACCCUGCACAGAAGCAGGAGAUUAUUAGCGACCUCGAUCUUUUCGUUCAGCGCAAGGACUUUUUCAGGAGCGUUGGGAGGGCCUGGAAGCGUGGGUAUCUUCUCUAUGGACCCCCUGGGACUGGGAAAUCGAGCCUUGUCGCCGCCAUUGCAAAUCAUCUCAAGUUUAAUGUGUAUGAUCUUCAGCUUCAGAGCGUGAAAUCCGACUCGGAUCUUCGAACCGUGCUUACCGCUACCACGAAUCGAUCGAUUUUGCUGCUUGAAGAUGUCGACUGCAGCAGCAGGAGCACAGAAACUAGGCUUUCCAAGGAGGAAGAGGAUAAGCACAAGGAUAAGCAUAAGCAGCGUGACGAGAAAAAGAGCUCAAUUAAUCCCGGGGUGACGCUAUCUGGGUUGCUGAAUUUUAUCGACGGGUUGUGGUCGACGUGCGGAGACGAGAGGAUUAUAAUCUUGACGACGAACCACAAGGAGAAGCUGGAUCCUGCCCUGUUGCGGCCGGGGAGGAUGGAUGUUCAUAUCCACAUGGGUUACUGCUCGUUUGCAGGCUUCUUAUUGCUGGCCGACAAGUAUCUCGGUGUUAAAGAGCAUUCGUUGUUCAAGGUUAUUGAAGCUUGGAUGCAGAAGGUUGCUGUCACGCCAGCUGAAGUUGCUCAACAGCUGAUGAAGACAAACGACGCUCAAGUUGCGCUGGAUGGACUCGUAGAAUUUUGCAAGAAUAAGGAGAAGGAGAUGGCAGAGGCGGCAGCUGCAGCGGCAAAAGCCCCGGUAGUGACGGCGGAGCUGCAAGCGGAGGAGGUCAGCAAGAAAAGUGAGGCUACAGCCACAGAGAAAGAUAUUAGUAGCCAAUCUGAAUCUCAAUCUGGCGACUCAUCAUCUUCUUCUGAUGAUGAUGAAGAAGAUUAAAAUAGUUUAUUGCUCGUAGUAAAAGUACUAGUACUUAUAAAGUAAUUUAGCUCUAUCUGUCUUACUGCUUGUUUAAAGUUAGGUUUCAAUUAUGCAUUUUUUGAAAUUGAUAAUGGAUUAUACUUGUUUCUUCUGGUAUCGGUUAGCAUGCUAAUCCCCUUAGGGUUGGAAAAAUGACACCCCUAGUAUAUUAAAUACAACUAUAGAAUUUAAUACACACAUUAAAAUUAA